AUCAAAAUUAAAUUUGAUAAAAAGAUAAAAGUAGCUUCACGAUAUCGUGUUUGUCCAAAUUGGUUUAUUGUUGAUUUAUAACAGUAUACUUGAACAAAGGAUACAAAAAUGCGUUAUUUGGCAAUUUUGAUAGCGGCUGCAUUAGCCAUGGUUGGGGGUUCGCCCGUAGAAGUGGAUAAUAUCAGGGAAAAAAUAUUUUUAACAGAGGAAAAUUUAAGAAACAGUAUAUUGGAGCAAUUGGUACUUAGCUUAAUUGAAGAAUUAAGAGAAUUGAUGGUGACUGGAUCAGACACUAUUCCAGUAUUAGAUCCGCUAGUUGUUGACGAGCUGCAUAUCGACCAAAAUACUAUUGCCAUCUUACCCGGACAUAUAUCAAUUAAUGAUUUGACAGUGAAUAAUUUGAGCACAUUUGUAAUCAACGAAUUCAGUUUGACGAUGGCUUCUUUACUACAGCAGCGGUACAGACUCAUAUUAGACGGCUCUAUCCCAAUACUUGAUGUUAACGCGGGUGCCUAUGAUCUAGACUUGACGAUUUUCGGCGGAAGUAUAUUUGGCAGAGGAGAAAUGUCAUUGAGAGUUGUCGAGCCCCGUAUUCAUGCUAAUAUUGUCCUGUCUAUAAGACUAUCAGGAGGGAUAUUUAUUAGUUUACAGGAAUGCAGACUAAGUGUUUCUGUAGGGUCAUUUGAUGUAAGUAUUGCUCUGUUUUCUAAUUGUUUAAGACGAAUUUCCUUAUUAUUGUUAAGAAGAAAAUAAGCACGGCGCUGGAGGAUUGGCGCAACACUAGAUUAUUAUACGUCCCAUCACUAUCUGACAGCUGUCAAUGUCAUUUAGAUGUAUUAGAAUAGCGCGCCAUCCUGGCGGGCGCAGUGGCUCUGUGUGUUUAAGUAAAUUACGCUUGUUACAGUUAUUAAUGUCCUUUCUUAAAUAAUUUGGUUUAGGCUCUAGGCCCGUCUUGUAGUACCCAGGAAUGUACCGUCUUACUGCAUACAGUGAUACAAUUCGAAAUGUUGCCAUCUCCUAGAAAUAAUACUUUAUUUUUUUAAUUUCAGCCAAAAAUAACAGGUCUAUUCAACGAUCCUGUACUUAGCGACUUCAUCAGUGUAUUUUUGAAAAAUUUCGUUGAGGAAAUUCUUGUUGUUAUGGAGGAUGAAAUCACGGAGUUCCUCAGUGUCAAUGUAUUGGAGAUUGGUAAUCAAAUAUUAGCUGAUUUGGAUUUGUCAACAAUUCUCGGCGUUAAAAUGUAAAUCUAUUGAAUGUUAAAUUGAAUUUAAAAAUUACUAUGUAUGACUUUGUAUCCUUCUGACUACUAUUCCGGCAAACUUCAAAUGACCUAAAAAUGUAAAAUUCUUUCUCUUGAAACAUUAAAUGUAUUAUACCUA
Molecule: messenger RNA, 1379 nt
Organism: Papilio polytes (common Mormon)
Lineage: Eukaryota; Metazoa; Arthropoda; Insecta; Lepidoptera; Papilionidae
Exons: 7
Coding region: 109-753 (214 amino acids)
Source: RefSeq, a predicted model, not a curated record